Messenger RNA from Prunus armeniaca (apricot), 321 nucleotides. Lineage: Eukaryota; Viridiplantae; Streptophyta; Magnoliopsida; Rosales; Rosaceae. The record is from the annotation of a GenBank genome assembly.
AUGGCAGAAGAUAACCAUGCAAUUGGGAUUGAUCUGGGGACAACUUAUUCGUGUGUGGCAACGUGGCAGGCUGAUCGUGUAGAAAUCCUGGUGAACAAUCACGGUAACAGGAGAACUCCAUCUUAUGUUACAUUCACUGAUAGCAAGACGUUGGUAGGUGAUGAAGCAUUUCUCCAAAUCGGGAGAUUCCCCACCAACUCAAUCUUUGAUGCGAAGCGGUUAAUUGGUAGGAGAUUCAGUGACGAAACUGUUCAAAGUGAUAUCAAGCGCUGCUGCGCUGGCCAUUCAAGGUCAUUGAAGGUAAGGAUGACAAGCCCGUGA